AUGCCUGCUACCAACAAUGGCUGGCCCGAGGAAUUUGGCUUUAAGAUCAGUGGGAAUGGCCCUUGCUACAUCUUGGCUGUGGAAGAGGGCAGCAGUGCCCAAGUGGCUGGCCUCCAACCCGGAGACCAGAUCCUGGAGAUCGAAGGCCAGCAUGUAUCCGCCAUGAGCUGUGAGGCCCUUAUUGCUCUGGCCAGGCAGUGUGAGAAUGUGCCCCCCAGCAUCGGCGUGGUCUCACGUAUCCAACAGCUGGACCUCAAACCUGGGCCUGAGGGGCUGUUUGGUUUCACCUUGAUGUGUGAAGGAGGCUGGCCCCUGCAGGUGGAGGGUGUGGCACCCACCUCGCCAGCCGCCGAGUGCGGGAUCAAAGCAGGUGACUACAUCCUGGAAGUCAACAAGGUCCCAGUGAAGCUGUAUGAAGAGGCUGCUGCUAUGAUACAAUCCUGCCAGGGGCAAAGCCUCCAGUUGGGGCUGCUGCGGCUGGGGAGGCUCCAGAGGUGGGCCAGCAGUAGCGUGCGAGAAUUCGUCCAGAGCGCAGAUGUCAUCCAUCAGGAGAGGAGGCAGAAGGCCCGAGAGUUCAGCAAGAAGGUGCAGGAGAUCCUGGGCGACCAGCCAGAAGUCAAGGAGAAGAUGUUCACUAUUCUCAAGCAGUAUGCGGCUGAGAGGAAGGUGGACUGCCUGGCUUACGCCCUCACCAUGGUUCUCACCAAGGAGUCCCAGCACCUCCUCCUGGACAACAUCAGGAUAUUCAUCCCCAGGAAGCACAGGCAGCGCUUCGAUGAGGUGGUGUCCCAAAGCCUCAUCAGCAAGCUGUGUCGUUCCAAGAGUGAGCAGCACGUUAACCGGCUGAGGCGCAGCCGCAGCGAGGACCACCAUGAACGCCUGCUUGUCUCCACCAGGGCCAGCUCAGUGCCACGGAGCCAUGAAGAAAAUGGCAAGGGCUUGAGGAAGAGCACUUCCUUGAUUGCCAGCAAUGUGGGGUCCGGAGCAGCCCGCAGAACUGUUCGGGUCUACAAAGGCAGCAGGAGUUUUGGAUUCACGCUGCGUGGACACGCCCCUGUGUGGAUUGAGUCUGUCUUGCCUGGCAGUCCAGCUGACAAAGCAUCCCUGAGAGCUGGAGACAGAAUCCUGUUCCUCAAUGGCCUGGAUAUGAGGAACUGUUCCCAUGAGAAGGUGGUGUCCAUGCUCCAGGGCAGUGGCGCAAUGCCCACCCUGGUGGUUGAAGAGGGCAUUGUGAGCUUUUCAGACUGUGAGUCGUCUGAGACGCUCAGCUCCUCCUCCGCACUCACGUCCCUGCAGUGGGUUGCAGAGAUUCUGCCUUCCAGCAUCAAGAUCCAGGGGAGGACCUUCCACCAGCAACUGGAGCAUCUGCUCACGCCGGCCGAGCGCUACACUGUCUGCAAAGCGCUGGAGAGCUUCUUCCAGCACAGGAACAUAGACACUCUCAUAGUGGAUGUAUACCCAGUCCUGGACACCCCCUCCAAGCAGGUCCUCUGGCAGUUCAUCUACCAGCUGCUGACGUACAAGGAGCAGGAGCAUUGCCAGCAGAAGAUCGCCAGGUUCCUUGGCUACAAGUCUGUGGCAGCUGCAACUGAGCCAGAGGCUGAGGAAUGGCAUCGCAGCUCUGUUCAGGCAGCCCCUGUGAGCCGGACAAGUGUCCACACCCGCAGUUCUGAGGAUAAUGGAGCAGGAGCAGCAACUUGUGGAGCUGGUGAGGUGCCCGUCUGCCUGGGCUCUGGGGAGAGGCAAGCAGGGGAUGGGACCUCCCUUCCAGAGACACCCAACCCCCAAAUGAUGUCGGCUGUCUAUGCAGAAUUAGAGACCCGGCUGACCGCAGGCUUUGGGAGGAAGCUGGGCAGCUCAGCUUCGCGCAGGCCACCACCCCUGGCUCCAGAGCAACCGAACUCUGCAGGUGCACGGAAGACAGGCGUGGCCCUCUCCUGGCAGAACGCUGCCCCAGCUGCCCAGUCUGGCUAUUAUCACUCACCUGGCGGCAUCCCUUCCCCCAGCAGCACAGACUCCAACCCUUAUAUCAGCCUCGACAGCAGCCCGGCCCCCUCGCCCAAGCACGCGGACGGCACACUCAGCCCGCUCUCUCGGCGGCAGAAGAAGCUCUUCACCUUUUCACGCCCACCGCGCAGCCGGGACACAGACCGCUUCCUGGAUGCUCUGAGCGAGCAGUUGGGACACAGGAUCACCCUUGCGGAUGACUUCCUCACGCCCGAGAAUGACUACGAAGAGAUGAGCUUCCACGAGGAACAGGGCAACUACGUCACCAACGACUUGAGCAGUGCCAGCGAGUACCAGAGCAGCAGUGAAGGCAGCUCCUUGACCUACUCCACCUUGUCUGACCAGAUCCCACCACCUCCCAUCAGCCCUCCUCCUCCUCCUCCUCCUCCUCCUCUGCAGCUCCACGAGCCCAAAGAGGAGUGUAGGAGCAUGGAGCCCCUGAAGAACACCUCCUCAACUUUCCACCCCGGCCCCCCAUCUAGCCAUCCACAUCCCGCCCCUCCCCCUCCGCCACCCCCUCCUCCUCUACCAGUUCCAUGUAUGCCUCCCCCAGUGCCUCGGGGAAUUGUCCACCGCAGGAGCGAGUCUCACCACAUGAGCGUCAAGCGGCUGCGCUGGGAGCAGGUGGAGAACUCUGAAGGCACCAUCUGGGGGCAGCUUGGGGAAGACUCAGACUAUGACAAGCUGAGCGAUAUGGUCAAGUACCUGGACCUGGAACUGCAUUUUGGAACCCAGAAGCCAGCGAUUUCUCUUCCAGAGCCAAACCCCUUGCCAGAGUCCUUUAAAAAGAAAGACACGGUCGAGAUCCUUUCACACAAAAAAGCCUACAACAUGUCCAUCUUGAUCGCCCACCUCAAGCUCUCCCACAUCGAACUGCGCCAAAUCCUCCUGACCAUGGAGAGCGACCGCUUGGAGGCCUCUCACAUCAAGCAGCUGCUGCUGUAUGCGCCGGAUGCCGAGGAGGCGCAGCAGUACCACGGCUACCAAGGGGACCCCAGCAAACUGAGUGAGCCAGACCAGUUUGUCCAGCAGAUGCUUUUGGUGCCAGAGUACAGAACACGGUUGCGCAGCCUGCACUUCAAGACCACUCUGCAGGAGAAGACGGAAGAGAUCACAGCCAGCUACGAGUGCAUCUUCAAUGCCUCCCUGGAGCUGAAGAACAGCAAGAAGCUGGCGAAAAUCUUGGAGUUUGUGUUGGCGAUGGGCAACUACCUGAACCACGGGCAGCCGAAGACCAACAAAACUACAGGCUUUAAAAUCAACUUCUUAACGGAGUUGAACACAACCAAGACAGUUGACGGGAAAUCCACCUUCCUACAUAUUCUUGCCAAAUCACUUAGCCAACAUUUCCCAGAACUCCUGGGCUUCGCCAAGGAUCUGCCCACAGUGCCACAUGCUGCCAAAGUGAAUCAGAGAGCAUUAACAGCUGACCUUGAUGAUCUUCACACCACUGUUGAGGAGAUUGAGGCUGCCUGUCGGAAUAUGCCGGCUUGCUCGGAGGACAGGUUCGGGGGUGUGAUGGUUGCUUUCCUGGAAAGUGCCCGUCCCGUCAUUCAAUCUUUGGCUGAUCUUCAGCACAAAGCUAUGGAAGAGUUUGGCAAAGUCUUGUCCUUCUUUGGGGAAGACUCCAAAGUCACAACCUCGGAGGCUUUCUUUGGCAUUUUUGCUGAAUUCAUGAGCAAAUUUGAGCGAGCCUUCAGUGACGUGCGGGCUGGUGAGCCCCAGCGCAGCCCCCGGAUGACCCCACCUCUUGCCUGGUGA
Eublepharis macularius is the source of this 3768-nucleotide messenger RNA. It is a transcript of the gene GRID2IP, whose product is annotated as Grid2 interacting protein. The record is from RefSeq and is a predicted model, not a curated record. Gene Ontology annotation, molecular function: protein binding. NCBI's taxonomy places the organism in Eukaryota, Metazoa, Chordata, Lepidosauria, Squamata, Eublepharidae. The transcript has 22 exons. The coding region runs from base 1 to 3768 and encodes 1255 amino acids.